Messenger RNA from Entamoeba nuttalli P19, 1140 nucleotides. RefSeq lists its product as hypothetical. NCBI's taxonomy places the organism in Eukaryota, Evosea, Mastigamoebida, Endamoebidae. Gene Ontology annotation, molecular function: protein binding. The coding region runs from base 1 to 1140 and encodes 379 amino acids. The transcript has a single exon. The record is from RefSeq and is a predicted model, not a curated record.
AUGACUGAAGUCAUUCUAUCAUACACUGGCUAUAGAAAAGGAGAUAAAUCACCUAGCGUCUGGAUACUCACUAAGGACAACAUUUAUUUCUAUAGUAGUUACUCUGAUGUAAAUAAAAAAAAUCCAUUGUCAACUAUAAAUAUUAAGUCAAUAACUAGUAAUAAUAUUAAACAAGAAACUUCAAACAAAUUUCUUCUUCAAAUUAAUGAAUCAACAAGAACAACAGGAUUAUAUGGUGAUUAUAAAACCCUUUCAUAUUGGCUUCAAGCAAUUAAUUUUGUCAUUCAAGAUUUAGUUCAAAACAGACAAGAACUUGAAUUUUUAUUGUCAUCUCAAAUAGAAGCUCCAUUACAAUCUAAAACAUCACCACCACAACCAAAGAAAGAAACACCUUCUUUAAUGAAAUCUACUGGUGGUUCAAGAAAACCACCUCCCUCUAGUAUUUCAGAGCAUCAACAUAAAGAAGUUCAACCUUCAAGUCAUAUUGUUAGUAAUGGAAAUAAACAAUUGUUAUUAGAUAAAUGUCCAACAGAAAAUUUAAACCAAAAAGCAAUGAGACAAACAGUCUGUCUAGAAUUUAUGGAAAAUACAUUAGGAAAGAAAAUUAAAAUGUCAGAACUCAAAGAAGGAAAUUUGUUUGUAGAAUUAUUUGAAAAGUUAUCACAAACUAAAUUACAAAUAAACCCAAAUGCAAUUGAAAUUGUUGAUAAGAUUCAUAAUAUUGGAACAAUUAUUGCUAAUACCGUCAAAUUAUGUAAAGUAAGUAUACUGAUUGAUCCAAUGGAUAUUGUGAGAGGGAAUGAAACAGAAAUUAUUAAAUUUAUUAUGUCACUUUUUGAAUCUUUUAUAUUAAACAAAGUAAAAGUACAAAAGAGUGAAGGAAUGGAAGGAUUAAUGAUGUGGGUUAAUGCAUUAUUAGAUGGAAGUGGAAUUGAAGUAGAAGAUUUUAGUUCAACAUUCCGAGAUGGAAGGGCAUUUGCUUAUAUUAUUAGUAAAAGAAGACCAGAUUUACUUGAUCCAAAAUAUCUUUCAAACGUUUGUUUAAUUAUUAUUGUUAUUUUAAAAAAAAAUUAUGAAAUAAAGAAAAUUUAUUUAAAUAGACUUCUUCAAUUAAUUAUUCUUUUGUUGCAAAAGCAUUGA